Theobroma cacao (cacao) is the source of this 657-nucleotide messenger RNA. Lineage: Eukaryota; Viridiplantae; Streptophyta; Magnoliopsida; Malvales; Malvaceae. The record is from RefSeq and is a predicted model, not a curated record.
AUGGUGAUUGGUGAUGGAAGCAACAUACGCUUUUGGACUGACAGUUGGGUGGAGAGGGGUGUGCUGAAAGAUCUAUUUCCUAGGAUGUUCGCCCUUGCUAAAAAUAAGGAAGGCUACGUUGAGGAUUUAGUUAUCUCGUUUAAUACUUGGAAUGCUGGUCCCGUGGGGAAAAGUGAGUUCAAAAUCUGGUGCAUGGCUUUCUAUGCUAUUUUGUGGUCAGUGUGGUUGUAUAGAAAUGAUAUGGUCUUUAGAGGAGUCACUUGGAAUGCUGAUAAGGUUUUUGAACUUGUUAAACUCAGAGUAGCCUUGUGGGCUCAAGCUAAGUGGCCUCUCGAGUACGGUGUGGUAUUAGAUACUUUCAAAUAUCCAGCUAAGGGCGCGAUGGUUAAGAAAAGAAAGAUAACUAGAGUCGUGGAGGAGUGGAGUAAACCACACAAAGGGGAAAUGAAAUAUAAUGUAGAUGGGGCAGCUCAAGGCUGCCCUGAGGAGGUAGGGAUUGGGGGCAUCAUUAGAGACGAUGAAGGAAAUACUAAAAUUGUUUUUUCAAAAGUUAUAGGGGUAGAAGAUGCUAGUGCAACUGAAGUCAGAGCAAUUAGAGAGGCUUUUUUUAACUUUCGCAAGUUCAAAAUGGGCUUCCACACAUUCUUUAAUUAUUGA